AUGGCCCGAAAAAAAAAAUCAGCAAUAUCAAGACCACAGCAUGAUAUAGAUUUAGAAAAUAAUAUAGAUUCAUUAUACAGCAAAUUUAAUGGUCCAUCAAAUGAUCAAAUUUCAAACCAACAAGAAAGUAAUUCAACUUUAGAAUUAUUAAAACAAAUUCAACAACAACCACCUCAACAACAACAACAACAACAAACUUACUCUUCUUACUCGUCAAGCUCAAACUAUUUGGCGAAUUAUCAACUGAAUCAUUCAAGUAUCAUUUAUCCACAAGCAGAAUCAAAAUCAAUUCAAACACAACCGACCACUUCAUAUAAUUAUAGUAGUUAUUCAAACAGCCCAAAUCAUGGAUCUAAUGGUAUAUCACAUCAACAACCAACUUACGUUAUUGAUGACAAAACUCCAACACCACCACCAACAACAAAAUUUUUAUCUAAUCCAUCAAAAAUAUCAAAUUCAUCACCACCUCAAGCUCCAUCUCUACAACAACAACCUCAAUUUGGACAGAAACAACCAUUAUUUGGAGAACAACCGGCACCAAUAACUCAACAACAAAUCCAUUGCCCAUCGCCUCCAAAACCAAUACCUGUUUAUUCAUUAUCUUCUGAGUCUUCAUUAAAAUCUCCACCUAUUACUCCUGAUCAAAUUUCAAUUAUUUCAAAUCCUCAAAAACAAGUAAACGGUCAAGCUCAAAGUCAAGUAAAUGGACAAGCUCAAAGUCAAGUGAUUGGACAAGCUCAAAGUCAAGUAAAUGGUCAAACUCAAAAACAACAAUCAGAUUCACAAAUACCUCCUCCUCCUCCUCCCCCAACAGAAAAACCAGCACGUGUUGUAACAAGCACCAAAGAAUUAGCAGAAUCAACAAUUUCAGCAACUCCGACCUUAAAAGAAACUGAUGCAACCUCAAAAGAUGUUACAACUACAAUUUCAAAACCUAAGAUCACAAUCGAAAAAUUUCCAAAGGCUGCAAUACCUACAUCUAUGGCAACAACAACAACCACAAAUCCAACUAAUACGACGACUCCAACAUUGAUUCCAACAACGUCAAACCCAAAUACUGAAAUGUUUUCAGCAACAAACACAACUACUACUAAUGCACCAACAAAACCAAUAAUGUCAGCUUCGGCAGCAACAACUGCAUCAACAAAACCAUUGAUUUCAUUGCCAUCAGGUCCAGCUCAAAAUCAAUCAUAUAAACGUCCCGCAUCAAUACAAUCUUCAGAACCAUCUUAUAAACGUAGAAGAGCUUAUGAAUCAACAUCAAUACCGUCAAACCGUCAAGGAAUUGAUACGUAUAUUCCUAAGCCACAAUCUCAAGCAUCAUCAUCAACAUCCACAUCAACACCAGCUUCAUCUUUUGCUUCAGUUCCCAAGCUUGCUUCAUCAUCUUCUCCAACCUUAAAAGAUGAGUCCAGCAAAACUGAUUAUGAUUUUGCAGGGUUUGAGAAAAACAGAGCCCAUAGAUUAUACAAUGAAACAGAAAUUCUCAAAUACUUAAAAGAAAAUAAACAUCACCCAAAAUUAAAAAUAGCAUUUUUCACAACUCAAGCUGAUCAUUUUUUGAAAUUAGCUCAUGAAAGUAUCGUUAAAGAUAAAACUUGUAAUUUUGAUACAAAUUAUAGAAAAUUUAUUAAAGCUGCCAUUAAAAGUUUAUUAAUCCUUUUGAAAAAAUAUGAUCAACAUAUGUGGCCAGAAUUAAAAAUUUCAACUUAUUUUAAAUUAGCUAAAAUUUAUUUUGAUGAAACUGAAUCAUAUGAAUUAGCAGACAAGUAUAUUAAUAAAGCAAUAGUUAUUAGUAAAAAAGAUAAUUUACCAAGAGAAGGAUUCUUUUGUGAUCUUUUGUUGAUACAAAUAUAUGAAAAAAUUGAUUUACAAGCUGCUUCAAGUUUUAUUGGAAGAAGAAUAGAUCAAUAUCAAGACAGACCAUCAAAUGUAUUUGGUCAAUGUUUUAAGUUAAUGAGAAUUAGAAAUCUUUUGGUUACUGAAACUUCUUUAGCUUUUAUUCAUUUGCAAAGACUCCUAAAAGAGCAAACUUUGAAUCAUACUAUUAAAAAAAUUGCAAAUUUGUAUCUUGCAAACUUACUAACUCAUAGAGGUGAUCCAGCCAAAGCAAUUGAAAUAAUAAAAAAUAUUGAUGAAUCAAAAGAAACAAAACAUCCUUUCAAAGCAUAUAUUUUGAUGACUCGUUUAUUGGCUUUCAUGAGUUUAAAUCAAUAUGCUGAAGCAAAAUCAGUCGGCAAGCAAUUAGUGAAUGUUAUUCUGGAGUGUGAAAAAUCAAAAUGGAAUCAUUGGUUACCACAUGGUGAAAUCAAAUUUACUAUUAAAGUCGACCCAGAUGAUUACAAGUCAGGAGAGAUCAAAUUCUUAAUACCUUGGUUAACUGUUGCAGAAUUUAAAAUUAUAUUUUAUUUGAUUACUUCAGUAUCAAUUAUGCAUGGUAAAAAGGAACAAGCACUGGUUGGAUUUGAAAAAGCUUUAAAAAGUUUAACAAAAGCUAAAAAUGAAUUAAGAAAUAAUGAAGUUGUAUCAAGAUAUGUAACAAUAGAAACAUCAAGACAAAAAAUUAUUAAAUUAAAAUUUUUAAGGUACUUGGUUCAAUUUUAUCAACAAUGGUUUAGCUUUUUGAACAAUGACAUGAAAAUCCAACAGAUUAAUGAAUUCAUGAUUGCUAAUAAUGAAUUUUUCACAAAAGAAGAAUAUAUAAUCUUUAAAAGUCUUUAUGCAAAUAUGUAUUACAUUAUUGGAAUUUAUUACCAUUCAAAAGGUGAUAUUCAAGCAGCAAAAUAUUAUUAUUUAAAAGUUAGAAAUAUGACAACACUUAUUGAUCAAUCACCAUCUGUUUCUUUGGUGCAAUUAAACGCAGGUAUUGGAUGUUAUCCAUGUAAUCCACAGGGUAGAUUCAGUGAAUUGUAUAUUUUUAGUACAAUUCAAUUGGUCAUGCUUCUUGAUUUUGAAAUUGAUCAAAUGUUGGAAAUUCAAAAAUCAAACAAGUUAAUGCUCAUAAAUGAAACUAUUAGAAACCAGAUGGGGAAUGAUUUAGCUUUAGCAUUACAGUCUUCCAAACAUUCAGAUAUUUUCCGCCAAAAUUUUAUAUCAAGAAAUGAAAUAUCAAGAGUUACUAUAAAUAUAAUCAUGAGUAUUUUACAUAAUGUUGAACCACCAAAAGAAAAUUUUAGAUCCAUAUUGAACAGACUUGGUGAUAACACUUAUUUUUAUUUAAUUUAUUUUUUAGUUUCAAUUGCUUAUUCAUAUACUGCCUAUAGUGGUGAAAAAUUAAGAAUAUUAAAAACUUGUUCGGAAAUUUUACCAAGUUCAAAAGCUUUAGAGGUUGAUACAAAACAUGGAAAAAUGAUGAUUUCAUCUUCAGAAUCAUCAGAUAGCUGUAGAGUGUUUCUUUUAAGAGAUUUAAUUCAAGGUUAUUUAGCUAAUGGUGAUAGAGAUAAAGUUGAAAUGAUAAAUUUACAACUAGAAAGAUUUUGCGAACUUUUAGAAAAUAAGUAUGAAACUUUAACUAAUAAUGUCAUUUACGAUUCGGAUGUUGAAAAAUUUAAAACUUCAAACUAG
Messenger RNA from Lodderomyces jiufengensis, 3564 nucleotides. RefSeq lists its product as uncharacterized. Gene Ontology annotation, biological process: maintenance of mitotic sister chromatid cohesion; mitotic sister chromatid cohesion. Lineage: Eukaryota; Fungi; Ascomycota; Pichiomycetes; Serinales; Debaryomycetaceae. Gene Ontology annotation, molecular function: protein binding; double-stranded DNA binding. The transcript has a single exon. Bases 1 to 3564 code for a protein of 1187 amino acids. The record is from RefSeq and is a predicted model, not a curated record. Gene Ontology annotation, cellular component: chromatin; SMC loading complex.